Messenger RNA from Closterium sp. NIES-67, 1793 nucleotides. NCBI's taxonomy places the organism in Eukaryota, Viridiplantae, Streptophyta, Zygnematophyceae, Desmidiales, Closteriaceae. The record is from the annotation of a GenBank genome assembly.
ACCUUCGGCAUUUUUCUGUCCCUAGCCUACAGGUGCUUGCUAGUGUCUGCUCCUGCCUUGCUCUCUCGCUCGCUCUCUCCGUCGCGUGCUGUGUCGUGCUUUGUCCUUUACUCACUAACCCAUCUCCACCCGCGUCGCGGUUUUCUAGAUCCGCGUCGCGCUGAUGUCUGCCAGAGACGUGGCUCCGGCUGCUGCUGGUGGUCGGCCGGCGCUUCUGGUGCACGGCGCGCUGUGGGGGCUGCCUUCCGCCUGCCCCUGCUGCAUCCGCGCGGAGGCCUACCUGUGCCUCGCGGCGUUCUCGCACGACUGCGUCGAGUGCCCCGCGCAGAUCACCUCCUGUGAACUGCCCGCGCUCGAGGAUUACCCCACUCCACCCACCCAUCCCCCCCCACACCCGACCCGCCCGCAUCCUCCUCCGCGCCCUCUGCUGACUCUCCCUCAGGCCCUCCUGCAUCUCCCCCUCCCACUGAUCCCGCCGAUUCGGGAACCCCUGCCUCCGCCGACCCCCCCGCGGGCUCUUCCGCUCCGCCCCGCGCUCGUCGCUCCGCCUCGCGUCCGCUGAUCGCGCUUUCCUCCGCGUCCUCCUCCGCCGUAGAGGACUACCUUCGCGCGCACCGCGGAGUGGACCUAGACGCCGCGCUUUCCCCCGCAGAGCACGCCGAGCUGACUGCGCUCCGCGGAUUAGUGGAAACCAUCCUCUCCGCCGCGGCGCAGGCGGAGCUCUGGGGGGAGGAGAGCAACCGCGGAGCGUUGCGGGAGAUGUUUGACUCCGCGGUGCCCUGGCCGCUCUCCCGCGCGCUGCUGUGGAGAGAGGCGCGGAACCACAGAUGGGGGGAAGCGGAGCCGAAAGCGCACCAGGGGGAGGGCGGGGCUGAUGGACGAGGCAGUGGCGCGGGAGGGGCACUGGCGCGCGCUGGUGUGCGGUCGAGGGAAGAGCUGUUUGCACGAGCAGCAGCAGCCUACUCUGCCCUGGCCACUCGCCUGGGGGACGCACCUCUCUUCUUCGACCCAAGGCCGUCAAGCCUAGAUGCUGCUCUCUACGCGCAUCUCAUCUUCGUCACACAGGCCCCGCUGGUCAAGUCGCAGCUGCAGCAGCUGGUGUCGUCACACGCGCCUCUGCGCGCCUUCCUCUCAGCAAUGACCAACCGCCUCACCACUGCCCGUGCUGCUCUCAGUGAAGGCUCCGCUGUGCCCCCGCCGCUCUCACGGCCCUUCGCACCCUCCAGAGGGGCAGCAGGCAGGAAGGAGCCUCGAGCACAGACAUCGACUGAGAGCAGCAAGCCGCGGUCAAGCGCAUGGAUGUUCGUGGUGGCACAGGUGGCAGCAAUCAUCGGGUACAUCGUCAUGUCAUCGGUUUCUGUGGAUCUAGGGGAGGAGGAUGAGGAGGAGGAAGAGGAGAGCAGGAGUGGAAGGAGACACGGCGGCGUGGGGAGUGCGAGGGGAGGCUUGAGAGGGCACGAGGAGGAGAGAGAGGAGGAUGGUGGGGAGGGGGAUGAGGAGGGAGAGGAGGAUGAGAUUGAUGAUGAUGACGACGAUGAGUAGAGCUAGGGCUAGUUAGUUCAUGUUGGUGUGAAUGAUCAUGUGGAUUCUGCUGUCUGGAUCUGUGUAGACAAAUCCAGAUGGCAGUUGAAAACAUACUCUUCCCCUUUUUUGUUUGAUUACAGUAUAGAGCACAUACAGCCCAACAAGGUAAGGUGUGGGUACAAACAAAUUGCUAACAAGCCAAGUCCAUGGAGGGGGAUCUUGGGGCAUUCAUUACAACUUUCAGUGAUGGCAUAGGGUUCUGGUACACU